GCUCCAUUCGCAGUCAGCCUGGUGUUUGCAAAUAUUGAGUAGGCUCCUGAGCAAGGGAUCUGCUCCAGAUGCCCCAGGAAGAGUCGAAGGGGGGAAAUAGUAAUAAUAAUAAUAAUAAUAAUUAAUUUUUUAAAAUUAAAAAAUUAAAUAUUACAAAGAAGGAGCCACCUUUGCAAAAGGACUCUGCAAAUAUAUAUAUAUAUAUAUAAAUCUAUAUAUAUUAAUGCUGUGCAAUUCAACUUUGCAUGCCACUGGGCUUUUUGGUCUUUCUCCUGGCUGGUUUUGUUGGAAAGCAAGCACCCCAAGAGGAUUUAACAGCAACAGGGGGGGAAUAAUAAUUUUUUAAUAUUUUUCCCUCUCUCCUUGGAAUUUUUUUAAUAUUAUUUUUAUUAUCAUUAUUAUUUUUCUGGUGGUGUUCUUUGUGUUUUUAUAUUUUCUUUUUCCUUCCCUCUAGCAGAGGAGGAAGUGGGACUUUGUAAAUAGCUGUCAGCCAGAUUGAAGAAGCAGCAACCUCAGCAAUAGCAUCCUAUAUAUAUUAAAAGGCAUCUCUCUCUCUUGGUUUCUAUGACUUUUCUCCUGCUGCUGGUGAUUUUUCCAAAAGACUUCCAGAGUGGACACUGACUUUUUUGUUUUUGUUGUUGUUGUGGAAGGUCAACUUUCCUCACCCCUCCCUUGACAAGACAAUAAUAAUAAUAACCACAAGAGCAAUUGUUAUUAUUAUCAUUAUUAUUAUCCAGAGACAUGGAUGUGCUCCCAAUGUGUAGCAUCUUUCAGGAACUGCAAAUUGUGCACGACACUGGUUACUUCUCUGCUUUGCCAUCUCUGGAGGAAUAUUGGCAACAGACAUGCUUAGAGCUGGAACGAUAUCUUCAGAGCGAGCCCUGCUACGUGUCGGCCUCUGAGAUUAAAUUUGACAGCCAAGAGGAUCUGUGGACCAAAAUUAUUCUGGCACGUGAGAAAAAGGAAGAAUCAGAACAGAAAACUGCAUCUGUUCCAAAGGAGGACAGUACGAGUAGCCAGAGUUUAGAGACUAACAGUUUGAAUUCUGAUAUCAGCAGUGAAUCUUCAGACAGCUCUGAGGAACUUUCACCUACGACUAAGUUUACCUCUGAUCCCAUAAGUGAUGUCUUGGGUAUGGCCAAUACGGGAAACUUGAGCUCGUCUGUCACAUCGACUCCUCCUUCUUCCCCUGAAUUGGGCAAAGAGCCAUCUUCUCAACCAUGGAAUAGUGCACCCAGUGACUUGCAUUCACCAGGCAAAAUUCGUACUAGCGCUGGUGGAAAGACUGCAGAAAAAGGAUCCUCGGCCAAUGGCGAUGCGUCUCCAGAUGGGAGGAGGCGGGUUCACAGGUGUCAGUUCAAUGGGUGCAGAAAGGUUUACACCAAAAGUUCACAUCUGAAAGCACAUCAGCGUACCCAUACAGGAGAAAAGCCUUACAGAUGCUCAUGGGAAGGGUGCGAGUGGCGUUUUGCGAGAAGUGAUGAGUUAACCAGACACUUCAGAAAGCACACGGGUGCCAAGCCUUUUAAAUGUAAUCACUGUGACAGGUGCUUCUCUAGGUCUGAUCACCUGGCCCUUCACAUGAAGAGGCAUCUCUGAAUGGGUGGAGAGGGCAAAUCCUGCAGGCUAAGAGGCUUCAAGGUCAACUGGCCUUGAAAGAAGGGAUGCGUGUUCCAGCCAAAGCAUGCCACUUUGCACCCUAACCCAGUUGCCUCCAGGGCCUCUCUUCCUUGGAAGGUCUUCAGAGGGCUAAACAAGUCAUGUAAGAAAUGGCAUAGUGACCGCACGGUGUGGGUCUCCUGCGCUGGUACCCAACCUUCUGAGUGGCUUCUACGCCUUCUGCCGUGAGCACGUGCACUGAGAAUGUUAAUGAUUGGACGACUGUAUGUUAUUGAGGAUCUACUGGGCGACUGUAUGCUGAGGCACAUUAUUUUUUUGUUGUUUGAUUGGGUUUUUUUAAAAAAAAACCCUUGUGGUUGUUUUUUUAACCAAAGGAGAGAAAGAGAGAAGGUCAGCUAAGUUGGGGGGGGGGGGGGGGGGGGAAAAAUGUAUGUGAGGAGUAUAUACCACAAGAUGGGGUGAUCACCAAUCAUUCCCAAGGGGCAGGGGCAAAUGGGGUGUUGCACCUUUUUAAAAAGAAAGUGCGUGGGGGGUGGGAAUGGAAGGGAGGGGAAGUCAAGUCAGGAUGCCAGAAUGGAGGGAGGGAACCCUUUAUCCUGUGUGAGAGGAACUUUUGGUGUCUGGUCCAGCUAUUAAAUGUGCAAUGUGUCAAGUAGCUUGUUUUACUUGCUACAGAGCUCAUUUGUAAUCCAUUGUAUAAGCUGUGUAUUUACAAUAUAACACAACCUAUAACUUUUUUCAUUAUAAUACAAAGGUUAUUGCAUGGUUCUGGGGAACUAUAUGCUUUUCCAUUCUUUUAAUCAGGACUGCAGGUGUUUUGUUCUGUUCCCCACCCCGGCCCCUCAAUUCCAGUUCAAAGCUGCUACAAUGCAAUUGGUUUAAUGUUACAUACAACCAGAUCCAGAUUUUUUUUUAAUUUUUAUUAUUAUUAUUAUUUUGGUCCUGUUGGGUGGAUAAAACCACUGUAGGUUAGAAACUGAUUUUUAAAAGAAAAAAAUUCUCAUGCAGCUAUUAUUUUUCUUUUAUUUAUGCCUUGAGGUCUAAUUUCUGUUUUUUAGCUGUCAAUGCACUGUUGACCUUAAUAAUGGUGCCUUAUGCAAUGCGAUCUCUUGUCGGAGGUCUUAUACAGGGGUAUAGGUGAUGUAUGCUUCAUUAAGGCUCUCUUGUCACCUGACACUUGUACUGUAUCAAAUAAUAUUUAGGAAGAGGUGGGAAGAACAUAGACUGAUGUUCAAGGUGUGCUUAUAAAACAUUCUUAAACUUGCCAGUACAAUAUCUCUCUUUAUAUAUUUUUUCCGUUCCCAAAGUUCCAUGGAAUAAUUUGACCAGAUCUACCCAUUUGAAAAUGCCUGGUUUGGGUUUCGUUAUUUUACAUUUGACUUUGCACAACCCACCACCUUCCUUCCCCACCCUGAAAAUAUAACUACUUCAGAGGAUAUGAUUUUUUCAUGCAUAUUUAAAAGUGUGGGAAUAUGAGACACAUUUAAGAAGUGUUUGCUUAAAAGGCACAAGUUCCACAUCUAUAUAGCUAGCUUUCUCUUGGCGAAAACAGAAAGAAAAUAUAUGGUUUGAAAAAUGAAAAAAGCAACAACAGCAACAAAACGUUACCAAGUGGGUAGAAAGUUUGUAGUGUAUGUAUAUUUGUGUGUGUAUAUAAAUAUAUAUAAAUAUAUAUAUCAGUAGCUCUGUGUGUGUGUGCGCGAGUGUGUGUGCGUGUUUGCGGGUGUGUGUAUAAAUAUAUAAAUAUAUAGAUAGAUAAUAAUAUAUUAUUAUUUUUAAGGGUUGAGUUGAACUCUGCUUGGAAAUAGCCAAGGUUUUAAGGAGCCCUCUGUUUCCCUCCAUUUUAUAUAAAGAAAAGCCAGUUAUCAAUACUUAACAUUUCAUCUGUUUUAACUUGUAGCUUUCUAAAAAGUAUUGUGCAUAGAUCAAAGGAAGGGAGCAACCACGUGCUUUUCCCUUGUCUCUGUGAAGCUGCAUCACUACAAAGCUGUUGCAUUUCAUUUUGGGGUCAGGGAAAGCAUGCUAAACAAAAAAUCUCUAUGCUCAAGCAAAAUCAAGCAGUGUGGGUCCUCCUUGUGUGGUGCAAUGUGUGUGACUGCAGCUGCAAUUUUGGGGCAAGUUUGUAAUGGAAACCAAAAAGACAAGUUUUUACAAUCCGUCUUUCUGACAUCAGAGCAAUGGGAGUGGUAUUUUAUCUUUAGAUGGUGGUACAUGUAGGGUUGCCAGUGUGAAAACCAGAGAUAUCUCCUGGCUUUUUAAAGCCUGUGUAGAAGAAGAAAUUGUAGAAGGUGUUGCUUGUUAUCUGGUUACCCUGCUGAAAUUCCAGUUUCUACACAGUCAUUGAAGAGUGAGGAGGCAUCUCUAGUUUUCACUCUAGCAACCCUAGGCAUGUGAGCCCUUCAUCCUUUAACCCGCCUUGAAUCCCAUUGUGGGAGAAAGGUGGGAUGUAAAUCAUUGAAAUAAAAUAAAUAAAUACAGUAGUUGGCUUCUAAUUUCAGUGUGAUGUUUCCUUCCCCCCCCCC
Messenger RNA from Sceloporus undulatus (fence lizard), 4142 nucleotides. RefSeq names its product Kruppel like factor 6 (gene KLF6). Gene Ontology annotation, biological process: regulation of transcription by RNA polymerase II. NCBI's taxonomy places the organism in Eukaryota, Metazoa, Chordata, Lepidosauria, Squamata, Phrynosomatidae. Gene Ontology annotation, molecular function: DNA-binding transcription factor activity, RNA polymerase II-specific; RNA polymerase II cis-regulatory region sequence-specific DNA binding. The record is from RefSeq and is a predicted model, not a curated record. The transcript is spliced from 4 exons. The coding region runs from base 742 to 1599 and encodes 285 amino acids.